Penaeus vannamei (Pacific white shrimp) is the source of this 2492-nucleotide messenger RNA. Lineage: Eukaryota; Metazoa; Arthropoda; Malacostraca; Decapoda; Penaeidae. The record is from RefSeq and is a predicted model, not a curated record.
CAGCCAUUCAUAAAACAGCGCAGGCAGAGUUCGGACUCGAAGGGCUGGAGGUGGAAUACCUGAGAGUCUAUGAACGACAUUCACUGGUGUAGGUCUCAAUGUACCAGUUAUCACGCGGCAAGCUUCGUUUAGUACUGGGUCUGUUUUGCUGGCAUGUGAGGAUCGAGACCACACUGGAGUACAGUAUUCUGCUGCAGAAAAGCGCAGAGCCAGGGCAGCUGUCCUUAAGGUCUUAGGGUCUGUGCCCCAUCUUGUUCCAGCCAGUUUUUUCACAAGAUUAAGGCGUGAAGACACCUUUUUCCGAAGCCUCUCUACAUGUGAUCUGAAUGAGAGCGUUCUGUCAAGGGUUACAACCAGGAUGAAUUUCUGCACAGAGAGUUUGGAUCCCAAGAUUUCCUCAAACAAACCAGGUGCAGAUGGCAGGGAAGUCAGUAACUUGAUAAGUGAGGAUCCAUCAGCUAGAAAAAAGGGGUUCAUGGGAGAAUACUUCAUUCGGCCUCCCAUUGACGUGUCCCUGGUUUUCCCUGUACCUGUUCACAUCAGCCAUAUCAUUAUAAAUUCCCGGUUGGAUCACAUGAACAGUAAUGGGUUUUCUAUUUUUACAAGGCUGGAAGAUACCUCUCCAGUUCAGACCAAAAUAUCAGAUAAAGCAAAUUCUUUAGGUGAUUCUUCUGAAAUAAGUGGAAAUAGCAAGCAGUUAGCUGAAACAUUGCCCAGUUCCCCUUUGUCAGAUGCAUUUCUUCAAAAGGAGUUUUAUUCCUGUGCUGGAGAGCCCCAUUUAGAAGCAUCUAAGAAUAGCUUUUCAGAAAAUUUUGUCUCUUCUGAGGUAAAACAAGAUAUGAGCCCCAUUGCUCUGAAAGAAAAGUUUGAAGAUUUGUAUUUUUGUGUUGGCAAGUUCUUUACCCAGAAUGCAGAAAGAGUUGUCCUUAGAAAUCCUCAUUAUCAGCACUGGCUGCAUAUACCAAUGCCAGGUUUUGAUGUAAGGAAUCAAAUUCAAGAAUAUAAGGGAUCUCUGAAACACCCCAACAGACAAGUGUUGAAGCUUGUUAAGAGUAUGAUUAUCAGGAUAAUGUGCACAGUAGCAAAGGGCCCACCAGUCAUUCAGUCCCUUGAGGUCUGGGGUCAGCCUAGCAUCACCACAAGCAAGAGUCAAAAAAAGUUCCUUUUAGAUAAGUGGAAAUGUCGAACACGAGAGGACAAAACUGCACCAGUUUUGCCACGAUUAUAUAAUUCAGAGCCAGAGGCAACUCAUUUAGAUUCUCCUAUGGCUAAUGCUAGUACUUCUGCAACACAAGAUUCCCUGGACAUUCCUGAGGACUUUCUUGACCCUCUGACGUGUGAGGUGAUGUCGGUGCCAUUGUUGAUGCCUUCAGGGCAUUCCUUAGAUGCUCACACCCUGGAAAGGUUUAUUGCGAAUGAGGCCAUUUGGGCAAGACCUCCCUCAGAUCCAUUCACAGGCGUUCCCUUCAAGCAGGGUCAACAGCCGACACCCAAUGUUCCACUGAAGGCCCGCAUUGAUAGAUUCCUGCUUCUGAACAUGAAUCACCAAGAAGUGAAGAAGAUUGGCCGCACUGUGGGCUCAGCUGAUAGAGUGUAUAGGCAGUGGCAACACAGUCACCACAAUGACAGUACUUCCUCUUCUUUUAACACAAAGAGAAAAAAUGAAUCAUCAGAAAGUGUGAUAGACAGAAAGUUAUUUAAAAUUGACAGUGAGGGAACAAGAGAUAAACAACAGGGAUUGGACAAAGAAAGAGACAAUAUGUUGAAUAGUACAUCAGAAAAACUAAUCAAAGGUGGAGAAAAAAAAGACUCAGAAGAAAAGCUAAGUAAAGUUGUCAAUAUAAAAGAUGAAGAACGUAAAGAAACAAAUACGGUAAGAAAACCACCUACAAACCAUAGAACUAGUUAUCACAAGCAGGUGAGUAGUCCCAUUGCAGGUAGAUCUAGUGGUCAUCACAGUUUAGUGCACAUGAUAGGUGGGGUCCUUUCCAUGGCUCAGAGUAGAGGCCCCCAGAGCAAGGGUAUUCCUCGUCACAAGCCGAACGAAAAGCCCCCAAGUUUGAUCUGUGGUGAUGUAAAACCAAAAGAAUUUGAUUUGCCUGCAGUUUGUGUACAAGCUUGUUCUUGUGGAAGGAAAGAGCAGCUGUAUGCCUUACCCUGCCAGCAUGUUUUAUGUCGCCCAUGUUUGCAAGUCCUUCCUGUUGAAAUUAAGUGUUCUACAUGUAAGAAGACAUUCAAGAAAUCAGAAGUAACAAAACAUCAUUCCAAGAGCAUAUAUUCAUGAUAUUCAUUUAUGUUAGGUGAAUAUAUGACAUUUUACAUUUUUUGUUAGUUUACAGUAAGAUAAAUUUGAAACAAAUUAUUCUUGCUAUUGCUUUGAUAUGUAAAGUGUUAUGAAGUUAUUCAGAAAAGCUAUCAGUAUAAAUGAUGUCAAAAAUGUUUUGAAUAAUUUACAAACAUUAAGUAUAUAUUAAAAUAAAUUACUGCUCAGA